Messenger RNA from Xyrauchen texanus (razorback sucker), 4891 nucleotides. It is a transcript of the gene entrep3, whose product is annotated as family with sequence similarity 189 member B. The record is from RefSeq and is a predicted model, not a curated record. The coding region runs from base 957 to 3128 and encodes 723 amino acids. Gene Ontology annotation, cellular component: membrane. The transcript has 14 exons. Lineage: Eukaryota; Metazoa; Chordata; Actinopteri; Cypriniformes; Catostomidae.
UCAUAGUGCGCUUCCUACUCGAUCUUAAAGAAAAACUGAGGCACACUGAAAUGACAGCGAAUAAUGUUUACGUUGUACUUGAGGGGUAGAUACGAGGUAAUGGUACCGUGUGGGAAUAACACAUUUUCGCUCUGAGAUACUUGAAGUCUGGCGCGAUUACGUAGCUCGCGGCGCAGUGAUGCUCAUGUCCAGGAUAAGGACGGGACGGGAGACCUCGUGACUGCAGGAGGAAAAGAGGGAGACUCGAUCCAGGAUAAAACUUCUUCAAAGCGAAUACCAGGGGAAAAGGAUGUAUUCAGAACUCUUUAAAAGUAACUUGCAUCAUUUGAAACUGAGAACGACAUAGGCAAAUCUUCUCAAACUGCUUCGGCGCGAGUGCUUUCAUUCUCCCUUUGUUUUGAUUUUGUUCGAUUGAUAACUUUAGCGUUUUGCUUCAUGAGACAUCUUAUUGAAGCUUAUGUGGGGGCUGUUGGGCUCUCUGGUAAAAGAGACACUUUGGUGUGUGUUGGGCUGGAAGUAAUCUUUUUUUAGUCCUACUCGGAGAAGUAGCGAAAAGGCCAACCUGCUCCGCUGGCCUGCGGAUGCGGCAACCACUCGGCCUGCUUAAGGAUCUGGGUACCGCAAUGCCGCGGGGAUGGGGGAGAGAGAGAGAAGGCACGUGGGCGACGAACGGAGUUUAAUUAAUUGAUAAAGGAGUACGUAGAAUAAAUGUUGACACUGCAUAAAUGUGUCAAUACCAACAUUCAGUUUUAAAAAUUGUGGUAAGAAUGUUAUGGAGAGCCUAAUCGUAGAAUCUCGUGAUAUUUUCUGUAGGGUAAGGGUUAUGUGAUUUUACAAGUCAAGUAAAGUUUUACGAACGGGGUUCCCUAUUCUGGAUGAUCUUCCAAGAGUAACACCCCGUGUAUUUUGAACUGAGUUGCAUAGUCACCUAAUUUAGUCCGUGUUUACAAGCCACAAUGCCCUCACCUUCGCACUCCAGUAGCGUUGCCUCAGUGUCAGGAUCUCGAGGUCUGACUGGUAGUCGCAGAGGAAUGUCUGGGAGGACAAGUGCACGCGUGCUGCUUUACCUGGGCUUGUGCCACCUGGCACUAGGGGGUAUGGUGCUCGCCUUCAGUUUCACAAGCCUGGCCUUCACCUCUUCACCCCGUGUCAGACAGUCCUGUCCUUUCUGGGCUGGCUUUUUCGUUGUGGCCUCAGGAGUGGUGGGUGUGAUAUCAUGGAGAAGGCCCUUCACUCUUGUGGUGUCACUGUUCAUGCUGUUGUCUGCAGUGUGUGUGAUUCUCAGUCUGGCUGGUUCCAUGCUGUCAUGUCAGAAUGCACAGAUGGUCAAAUCUUAUCUCGCCUGUCAGAUGGAGAAUGGCCUUUGUCUUUGCUGUGACCCCAAGCAGACUUGCUCUCCAUCGGAGGAUGAGACAUUAGUGCUCUACCAACAUGCAGAUUGCCACUCGGUGCGUCACCAGCUCAAGGAUCUGCUGUUUAGUGCCUGUGGUCUCAGUAUUCUCUCCACCAUUAUCUGCACUCUGUCAACUGUCACCUGUAGCAUCCAUAUCUUCUCUCUGGACCUACUGCAUUUGCUGGCUCCUCAUCACUCCCGCUCUGUUAACCCAGAAUGCACCACUCCUCAGGAUGCAUUUCUCAGUAACAUGAUGGACUUUGAGGAGUUUGUUCCGCCCAUUCCCCCACCCCCAUACUACCCUCCUGAAUACACCUGCAGCUCUGAGACGGACGCAUUGAGUGUUACAUAUAAUGGAUCAAUGGAGAGUCCAGUGCCUCUCUACCCAACUGACUGCCCUCCUCCUUAUGAAGCAGUGAUGGGUCAAAGGGCUCCUAGUCAGGCCACAGUCUUUGACACACAAGCUGGUGAGCUGUCUGGAGAUAGAGGAACAUCCACAGCUUUCAGUGGUGAAGUGUCUAUGGACAGUGGAUCUCUGUUGAUGUCUGAGAUUGUGGAUAUUCCAGAUGACAGCUCCCCUUCCGAGGACUCCUGUCUCAUGGAAGUGGGGAUGCGGGUGCGGCCCCGGGAGGGCAGUGAUGGAAGGGAGGGGGGAGAGUACUUCAGCUUUCGAUGUUCCGCUCAACAUCCUGAGGGAACGGUGGGGGCUCCCCCAGGGAUACGCUGUUUCAGAGGGGAGAGAUCGAACUCCUGCUCCUCUCCGAGCACAUACAACACCUCCACCUAUAGGUCUCCAUUGCUGAGGCAUCAAGCUCUGUUGGCAAAUAGUUGCUCUCAGUUGGAGUUGAUAGCGGGCUCUCAGCGUUGCUCAAUCCGAGAAAUCCGAGUUCAGCCUUGCAUGCUCUACCGACAGGGCUCAUCCGCUUUUACCAACCCGUCUACCACAGCCCUGUCAAGUGGUGCUCAAGACUGGCCAGACCACACAGCACCAGUGCUCCUUCCACGCCCGUGCAUCCGGGAACAUACUGACUGUGAUCUUAAAGACAGCGAUGGAUUCGUACCCCUUGUGAGGUCACACAGUGAACCAGGGCUUAGCUCGUCAACUGACACAGGUGAUUUCAGUCUCACAGGAGGCAGUAAAGGAGUCAGUUUGGGGGGAUCUCAGACCUCAUCAGAGACCGGACCAUCAUCUGGAGCUAGUUUGCUGCCUAGAUCCUUUCCGACACUUCCUGCAUCCCUGCCCAGGAAGGGCAGUGUUAAGGCGGCAAGUAGCCAGUUGCCCUCAAAACAGAUCCCAUCCACCUCGCUGCUUUUACCCAAAGACUGUGCACGCUCACUCGGAGACCUCAAGGUCACCAGAGUGCUAGUACAACGUUUUCUGCAGAGAUCGAAACGGAAUUUAGUCCCUGCAACUGAUGCUGGAAACUGCACUCAGGGGCCUAAAGUGAGGACAGGAUGUGAGGGAAGUCUGCCUUUAGAGCAGGUGCUUCGUAACUCUUGGUUAACCACCAUGGGGCAGCAGCAGCAAUUCCAACACCAAUUCCAUGGACACCACCACUCACAUAGUGACAGUCACCAUAACGCCUGCCACCAUGAUGAUGACCCUGUAAGGACCGGUGGUAUCCACUUGAGCAGCUGUGGAGACCUCAGCUCCACAUCUGUGGCAUCAACGCACAGGCUCCACCCAACACUGCACGGAUCAUCAGGGGCUCUUUACUCAGAAUCGGCCCUCUGAUUUGCGAUGUGAGAUUCUGGAUUAGAUUACUGUGAUUUUGUGAGAAAAAGGAUGAGAAUGGUGGAGAAAAGUUGUGGAAGGAAUGAUAGGAGGGAAUUUGUUUCGAGAUUAGGACAUUUAUCUGCUCGUUGAGAUCUGAAGCAGAUGAAUAUGCUGUUUAAAUAAUAGUCUAGGUAUACUAAAUGAAGGUUAAAGAUGUUCUUACAGAACACUACACACCUGCACUGAUUUUUCCCCUUAGACUCACUGCUCUCUGUGUCUCAAACACUCUGGUGCUGAUUUGCAGUCUUAACCAUCUAUGUUUUAUUUCAUCUUCACUGCAAUAAAUAAAAAAUUUCUGAACAUCCUUAAACCAAGAUACAUUAACUUGAGUAAAACUGUGAUUUUUAGAAGAUAUUAAGAUAUAAAGACAUGUUUUCAGAGAAUAUAUCUUAAGUUUUUUCUUUCAACAAAUUUUGUUAGAUUUACGCUUAAAACAUGAAAGAGUAAUUUGCUACUGCGAUGAGAAAACGAAACUUAAUUCAAGAUAUGUUCUUUAAAUUAAACAAUUAUGUUCAAGUAAAUUAUAUUGUUUUAAGGAUGUUUAGCUUUUUAAUGGAAAACAAGACAACCACUGGUUAAGAAAAUGAUUUUUCAUGCGCUCCUUUGCACUUUCAGGCGUAUUCAUCUCCUGCUCUUUCUUUUCCUCGCUUACUGUGUUUAUGUGGAUUUGGAAAGAAUGUAGCACCUCUGACACUGCUUCUUAUCUUUACAGCUCAUUAAAAUGCACUAAUGCAAAUACAAUCAUUGAAAUAUGCUUGCCCCCACACACACUGUCAGAUGUUGGAAUUAGCAAACGGAUUGUGGUGUAUCCUACCAUUGGCUGCUAUUCACUAUAUGACCAUCUCAUAUCGUAGCAGCAAAAAAAUCCAAACUAUCUGUAAUUUAUAUCAUGGCUGUGUUUAACCUUAUAUAAUAGCUGAGGAUGACACAGCAAGAGCAUUUUUGGAUUAAUUUGCUUUAUUUUUAUAAAUUCAUGUUUUUUUCUAAAACAACUGAGCUUCUAUUUUUUGCAUCUGCCUGUUUUCACAUAUUGGACCCUAGCUUCCCAGUCAGUGUAAUACUUUCUAACAGAUUGCCUCUGCAUGUUUUAAGAAGGCAUGAUAUUCUUUCUAAAUGCACACACAUGCUUGUAAAUUGCACUUGUAAUAAUCUACUGUAGAUGCCGCUAAUUCAGAGAAAUGUGUGAGGGAAUUAGUGAUGCUCCAUACAGAGAAUUCUGUGGCAAUAAACAUUCUUGUACAGUUACUUUUGGACUGAGAUGUUCAAGGAUUUCCCAAUUAAUGGUCAGUUGGAUUAAACUUUGGGCAUCUCUGGAGGGUACAUUUAUUGUAUAUAAUUUGUUUUGGAUCUUCAGCUGAAGAAAUAAUUGCCGUUGCAACUGUUAAGAAGUUCCCUGGAAUGCUUAUGGCUUUGAAUUGAUAGCAAUGUUACUAAAUAAUGUGCUACAUUUGAAAUAUAUAAGUAAAUAAUUUUGAUGCACAGACCUUUACGCUUAUACACACAUUCUGUAACUCUUUGAAGCACUGAAAGCAAGUCUCAAAAUGAGCUUGACAUUCUACCUCUUGUUUUGCACAAUGACAUGUUACAGCCCUUUGGGAAUAUUUGAAAUUAUUUAAGGAUUUUAUGGACUAUUUAUGAAACAACCUCUACACUGACUGAUGAAAAAGAACAUUAAAAACAGCUGUACUUCAUGAACAUUAAUGGCAAGUUAUGUAAAUAAA